AUGGAGUUCCCUUUGUUCACAAACCCCAUGGUUCCGUUCACAACGCGAGUAUGUUUAGCAUGUGCCUUUUCCACAGCUACGGGUUUGGAUGAAAAGGGACUGUUUAGGAUAUCUGAUCAUGAAGAAGAAGAAGAAGAAGAAGAAGAAGAAGAAGAAGAAGAAGAAGAAGAAGAAGAAGAAGAAGAAGAAGAAGAAGAAGAAGAAGAAGAAGAAGAAGAAGAAGAAGAAGAAGAAGAAGAAGAAGAAGAAGAAGACGUACAUUUACAAAUACCACAUGUUUUUGGGCAGCCUUGUUUUACUUCUUCUGUUUUACAUUCUGAUGAAUCGAUCGUCAGUUCUCCACAAGACAAGUAGUUGUCGCGACAUUCUACAACAAAAACAGGAAGAAAUAGUAUCAUACACCGUGUGCAUGCGUUAGCGUUUUGAAGUACUGUUUUAAAUCACUACCUCGUUUUUAAAUUCACAAAAUACUAACUUUACUUCUUAGGUUUCACAAAUAUAUUUUAAAAUUAUUUCCUCUAUCGUAUCUACGAUUCAGUAUAUUGCUUUCUUCCUUAAGAUAAAGUCUCCCGAGUGAAACAAAUUUACUUCUCAAAAAUCUGUAUCUCAUAAUGAAAUGA
Hydractinia symbiolongicarpus is the source of this 620-nucleotide messenger RNA. RefSeq names its product histone H3.v1-like. Bases 1 to 354 code for a protein of 117 amino acids. The record is from RefSeq and is a predicted model, not a curated record. The transcript is spliced from 2 exons. NCBI's taxonomy places the organism in Eukaryota, Metazoa, Cnidaria, Hydrozoa, Anthoathecata, Hydractiniidae.